CUUUCUUAGACUUUCUUAGACUUUCUUAGACUUUCUUAGACUUUCUUAGAGUGUAGAGUAGUAUAUAUCUAUAAUGAAUACAGAAUAUAAUAGCAGCAGUAGUUGAUGUAUUAUCUAAUCGCCUUAUCGGGAUCGAGCGGCUCAGACCUCGACUCCCACUUCACCACAUUUCACAUUUCACACUUCAUCACGAGCAAUUGGCAGCAAGAUGAGCUUACUCUGGCAGACUAUCACUGAGGUUUAUCCUCCCGGGCCUACUUUGACUGAGAAGGAUGUUCCGGAUCUGUCUGGGAAGACAUACCUCGUCACCGGCGGCACAGCAGGAAUCGGCCUCGAGCUCGUGCGCAUUCUCUUUUGGAAAAACGCAACCGUCUACAUCGCCGCCCGCAGCGCCGACCUGUUCAAGCAAGCGAGCGAGGACAUCAUGGAGAACAGCGCCAAGUUCACGAAAGCGCCCGCGCUCGGCCGUCUCGAGCUCGUGCUUCUCGAUCUCGCGGACCUGACGACGAUCAAGCCCGCGGUCGAGGAGCUCAAGACGAAGAUUGGCAGUUUGGAUUCGGUGUGGUAUAACGCGGGCGUGAUGGAGCCGCCGGAGGGGUCGAAGACCGUGCAGGGAUACGAGCUGCAAUGGGGCGUCAACGUCGUCGGGCAUUAUGUGCUCAACCGGUAUCUGACGCCGUUGAUUGUCGAAGGCGCAAAGAAGAACGCGGACACGCCCGGAAGCACGCGGGUGAUCUGGGUGGCUUCGGACGCAAACAACUUCUCGCCGGCGCCGGACGGGGUCAAUUGGGAUGAUCCGAACUUUGAAAAGACAGAGGGAAGUCAGUUUUUGAAGUAUUCACAGAGCAAGGCCGGUGAUAUCUUGCUUUCGAGGGAGAUGGCUGAUCAGAUGAAGGAGAAGGACACUGGUGUUCUUAGCUUGUCUCUCAAUCCAGGCCAUCUCAAGUCGCAGCUGUUCCGCAGCAUGCCUCCCUGGCGCCAGAAACUCGCCUCCGUCUUCUCGUUCGACCCCCGCCUGGGCGCACUCACCGAGAUCUUCGCCGGCUUCUCGCCGCAGAUCACGACCGAGCACAACGGCGCGUACUUUGUUCCGUGGGGCCGGUUUGGCUCGCCGAGAGGGACUAUUGUCGAGGGCAUUGAGAAGAGACAGACUGCGACGAGGCUGUGGGGUACGCUUGAUAACGAGACGAGGAUGUAUUAGUUGUGCUUUGUAUAAGUUGACUAGCUGGAAUAUGAUAUGGGGACCAGGUAGAGAGCCCUGAUUAUACACCACCGCGCACCACCACCACCACGCUCUUUCUUUCUCUGAUUAUUCUCUCUGCUGCUUAUCAAACAGCAAACAAACACAAUUGAGUCAUAAAACUUGUAGAAACACAAAAACAGGCGGGAAGCAGUGCAGUGACUCAUCGUGGAGGAGUUGCUCAGCUGUCAGCAGGUUUAGGGCUUGAAUCUGAAUAUUUCUCGGAGUUUACAUUUAAGAAGAUAUUCU
This is a messenger RNA of Myxozyma melibiosi, 1489 nucleotides long. RefSeq lists its product as uncharacterized. The transcript is spliced from 4 exons. Gene Ontology annotation, molecular function: oxidoreductase activity. NCBI's taxonomy places the organism in Eukaryota, Fungi, Ascomycota, Lipomycetes, Lipomycetales, Lipomycetaceae. The record is from RefSeq and is a predicted model, not a curated record. Bases 209 to 1201 code for a protein of 330 amino acids.